This is a messenger RNA of Fusarium verticillioides 7600, 321 nucleotides long. RefSeq lists its product as hypothetical. The coding region runs from base 1 to 321 and encodes 106 amino acids. The transcript is spliced from 2 exons. The record is from RefSeq and is a predicted model, not a curated record. Lineage: Eukaryota; Fungi; Ascomycota; Sordariomycetes; Hypocreales; Nectriaceae.
AUGGUUAUCAUCAAAUGGUGGGGCAGCACAAAUGCUGUCGACACCAAGAAGCUCGUCUUCAGACACGAGUUCCCCGUGAAACGGUUCUGCAAGAUGGAGAAGCUCCGAGAGGCGCUAGGGGAUAUCUUUGGCUCGAAUGAUUGGGUCGUCGAGUACGAUGGAGAUAAUCUCAUCAUCAAAGUGGGAAGCAUGGUUGAUCUGAAGGAGGAACUGAAGGCGCGUGGUAUUAUUUACAAGUCUAUGUGUAAGGCUCGGGUGGUUUGGUUUCUCCGCGCGAGCGUGGUGGCAAAGUUCUCAUGGGUUGUGGAGAUCUCGUCAUAA